UGUUGGGCAACGCUUGUCACCAUGAUCAACUUUUGACAAACAUUUUCACAUCCUGUGGCUCAGGGUGACUUCAGUUAGGUCUGUGGAGCGGCAUUUUCCUUCUGUGAGUUACUGGUUCCUGAAAAAAUGGAUACCRCUGCGACCUACAACACAACAGUCUCACCCAGCAAUGUGACCUGUAAGACCCUCUAUGACCACCGGAAAUAUGCUCGCAUUCUCAUACCUCUUGUGUACUUGGUCGUGUUUUCCGUGGGGCUGUUUGGGAACUGCCUCGCCCUCCACGUCAUUCGAGCCAAUCAGAAGAAGCUGAACUCCACUACUUUGUACUCUCUAAACCUGGUCAUCUCUGACAUCCUCUUCACUCUCAGUCUACCUCUCAGGAUUAUAUAUUAUGCUCAAGGCUUCCACUGGUCUAUGGGUGAAACUCUUUGCAAGAUCUCAGGCUUUAUCUUCUACAUAAACACUUACGUAGGAGUCAACUUCAUGACCUGCCUCAGCGUGGACCGUUACAUCGCUGUGGUCCUGCCUCUGCGUUAUGCCAAAUUCAGGAAAGUCAGUAACGUUCGCUACAUCUGUGUUGGUGUGUGGUUGUGGGUCCUGGCUCAGACCCUCCCUCUCUUCGCCAUGCCUAUGAUCAGUAAAGAAGAUGGAAACUUCCUCACCUGUAUGGAAUACCCCAACUUUGAGAAGGUGGACAACAUUGCCASCACGCUGAUUGGUGCUGUCUUCGUAGGUUAUGUCAUCCCCGUGGUCACAAUCCUGGUGUGUUAUUCUGUCCUGUGCUCCAAACUUCGCCUGACAGCCAAAACUAACCAUUUGACUGAAAAGUCUGGUCGCAGUCGCAAGGCCAUUGGUGUGAUCUGCUGCGUCUCACUGGUGUUUGUCAUCUGCUUCAGCCCUUAUCACAUCGACAUUCUGCAGUACAUGAUUCGAAAGCUGGUGUCGAAUCCAGACUGCGCCGAUCUCACUGCCUUUCAGGUGUCGCUGCACGUCACAUUGUGUCUGAUGAAUUUAAACUCCUGCUUGGAUCCAUUCAUCUACUUUUUUGCCUGCAAGGGCUACAAAAGGAAGCUCUUGAGGCUGCUGAAGCGAAAUGUCAGCAUUUCCUUCUCCAGUGCAGUGAGAACAUCACCUGAAGGCUCCUCCAAGGACUUCCUUGAUGGUAACAAGAUCCAACUCAACAGUGAGAGACUCACAGAAAGAAGAUUAAAUUCUGAGAGGAGAGGAGAGGACAUGGAUGUACUGGAACAGUGAGGGGCUUCUCAGUGUUUGGAUCCACAGAUUCUUUUUUCUCCAGACAUUUUUCAUAAAAUUAUUUUUGUCCUUUUUAAUUUUUGUAUAUAAAAAAAAACUCCUUUACCAAUCUUUUGUAUUGUAUAUAUGUGAAUUGAGGAUAAAAGGCAGAAUUUCUGCAGCUAUUGUGUACAGCAACAAGAGAACAAAACCUGUCUGCCUUUUGCCAGAAAACCAAGCUAAUUGGAUUAAAGGAUUAUGAAAGCACAGCAUAGUGAAAGUGGACAGCCAGCUGAUGGGAAGAUGGAUGAAAUAAACUUCAGCGACUCAACAUAAAAGUAUACUCUAAUUUCAUAWUCCCAGCUGGUUGAAAAGUAAUGACAAAGUGACAAAAGGAUGAGAAGAGUUAAACUCAUUGCGUCAGUAUUUCCCUACAAGGACGUUUUCACAACAGCUCAGCAAGGAUGUUACAUUUAAGCAAACUGUCAAAGGGAUGAUUUAAAGAAAUAUAUCAAACAGAAAUCUGAUAUACGUUUCAUUUUGACUAUAAACCAAAUAAAGUUUCUGGUCUUUUACUUUGGUUUCAGUUCAGUUCACAGAGCUGCAGGCCAAAUCAAAAUGUCUGCUUUAUAUUCUGAUUUAAAAAUAUAAAUAAAUAUAACAUCUUAUUUUCUAUUUAUAAAGCUGUCAAUCAGUUUGAGGUCAAUG
This is a messenger RNA of Austrofundulus limnaeus, 1941 nucleotides long. RefSeq names its product G protein-coupled receptor 183a (gene gpr183a). The transcript is spliced from 2 exons. Bases 127 to 1254 code for a protein of 375 amino acids. Gene Ontology annotation, cellular component: membrane. Lineage: Eukaryota; Metazoa; Chordata; Actinopteri; Cyprinodontiformes; Rivulidae. The record is from RefSeq and is a predicted model, not a curated record. Gene Ontology annotation, molecular function: G protein-coupled receptor activity; oxysterol binding. Gene Ontology annotation, biological process: G protein-coupled receptor signaling pathway.